CGGGCAGCAGCAAUGCCUGCGCGCAGCCGCCACCGUCCGCGCCUCCACUCCCGGUCCCCUCCCCGGGCUCCGCCCCCGCCUCUCGAGGCGGUCCCCGCCGGCGGGGCUCAGAGGGCCCCGGACUCCGACGGCGGCUCGGAAGCCGACACGGAGGUGGGUCCGGGCAGCCCCUCUCGGGCUGCGGAGACAGUGGGGGAGGAAAUGGCUGGUCCUAAUCAACUCUGCAUUCGCCGCUGGACUACCAAGCAUGUAGCUGUUUGGCUAAAGGAUGAAGGCUUCUUUGAAUACGUGGACAUAUUGUGCAAUAAGCACCGACUUGAUGGAAUCACAUUGCUAACGUUGACUGAAUAUGAUCUCCGAUCUCCUCCUCUGGAAAUCAAAGUCUUAGGGGACAUCAAACGAUUAAUGCUUUCUGUCCGAAAAUUGCAGAAAAUACAUAUUGAUGUUUUAGAAGAGAUGGGAUACAACAGUGACAGUCCCAUGAGUUCCAUGACCCCUUUCAUCAGUGCUCUUCAGAGCGCAGAGUGGCUCUGCAACGGGGAGCCUUCGCAUGACUGUGAUGGACCCAUUGCUGAUUUAAAUUCUGAUCAGUACCAGUACAUGAAUGGUAAAAACAAACAUUCUGUUCGAAGACUGGACCCAGAGUACUGGAAGACCAUAUUGAGUUGUAUAUAUGUUUUUAUAGUGUUUGGAUUUACAUCUUUCGUUAUGGUUAUAGUCCAUGAGCGAGUGCCUGACAUGCAGACCUAUCCACCACUCCCAGAUAUAUUCUUAGACAGUGUUCCUAGAAUCCCAUGGGCCUUUGCCAUGACAGAAGUAUGUGGUGUGAUUCUGUGCUACAUUUGGAUCCUGGUUCUUCUUCUUCACAAGCACAGGUCAAUACUUCUGCGAAGGCUCUGUAGUCUGAUGGGCACUGUAUUCUUGCUUCGCUGCUUUACCAUGUUUGUGACCUCCCUCUCCGUGCCAGGACAGCACCUGCAGUGUACUGGAAAGGUAUAUGGCAGUGUAUGGGAGAAACUACACCGGGCCUUUGCCAUUUGGAGUGGCUUUGGUAUGACCCUAACUGGUGUUCACACUUGCGGAGAUUACAUGUUCAGUGGCCACACAGUCGUUCUAACUAUGCUGAAUUUCUUUGUCACUGAAUAUACACCAAGAAGCUGGAAUUUCUUGCACACUUUAUCCUGGGUUCUCAACCUCUUUGGAAUCUUCUUCAUUUUGGCUGCCCAUGAACAUUAUUCCAUUGACGUGUUUAUUGCCUUUUAUAUCACAACAAGACUCUUUUUAUAUUACCAUACUCUAGCUAAUACCAGAGCAUAUCAGCAGAGUAGGAGAGCAAGAAUUUGGUUUCCCAUGUUUUCUUUUUUUGAAUGUAAUGUUAAUGGUACAGUACCUAAUGAAUAUUGUUGGCCAUUUUCAAAACCAGCAAUAAUGAAAAGACUAAUUGGAUGAAGACUAUAUUUGUUUCAUGAUUAAUUAUACGAUAGUUGUUGAAAGUGAAUAACUUUGCUUUCUCCCCCUAGGUUGUUCCUGGAUGCCUUGCUUUUUGGCUUAUAUAUUGACAAAGUAAAGUGUCCUCUUCUGAGCAAGGAUGUGAUUACAGAAAACAAGAAGGAACAAUCAAGAGUCCUUACAUGUCUGUUUGAAUGGAAAACUUAACUAGAUGUCUUUUGCCCCUUCUGUUUAAAAGGCAGAAGUAAUAUUGUGAUUGAAGCCAGGCUGUUACCCCUACCUGUUGAGUAUUUGCAUAUUGAAUUUAGCAAAUCAACUUAAGCAAUUUGCUGGUUUAAAGAUUUUGGUUUUUUAAUUUCCAGCAGGACUCCAGUCAAGAAAUAAUAUUUUUUGAAAUUCCUUAUUAUCUUCAAAGGAAAAAGCCCUAUCAAGUGAAUAGUACUUGUUCUUUGAAUUAAUCUCUGUGUCUUUUUAACAAUGCAACUCUGGAAAGUAAUCGGUUUUACUAACAUAAUUUUUGCCUUCUGACAUCUUUAAGAAAAGUAUAUGGAACAUACCAGGAUGCCUGAAACAAGAAGAGAAAGGGGCUGUACAUGAGGUGACAGAGUACGAAUAUAGUACUGGCUUUUUUCACCAAAGAUGCAAUGGAAGAUGCAGUUCCCAUUUUGUUCUGAGGGCUCAGCGUGACCAUAAAUUCAUGGGGGGCAAAUGGCUGCAUCUAUAAAUAUAAAAUUGGCUGAAUUUUAGUGAUGGGAUAACUUUGUGCUGUAGCUGUUAGAUGACAGCCCAAUUUUAUGCUUUUUAAUGAUGUUAUUUGUUAUUUAAUAAGAAAAACAGUGGAGUGUUUUACCAGAUGUUAGAUAAAGUUCUUAUGUCCUUAACUGCGGAGAUAUGCAUGCAAAAAAAAUUUUUUUUUGAAAAGAAAUUUAUAGCAGUUUGCAGGCAUAGUAUAACUUUUUGAUUUUUGAAAUUUCUCAUUCUUGGCCAUCAGAAGUAAACAGUCACAGACAUAUUUAGAUAUAAAAAGGUCUUGUUGUUUUUUAAUUUUAAAUACAAUUGUGUGCAUACAUUCUUUCUAUUUAGUCUUAAUUUGGCAGUCAGGAAGUGAUAUAACUUAGUUGCUAUGUACAACACUAGAAACUUGGUACCUCAAGUAAUUUGAUCUCUGAUAGUAUCUGUCACUUCACUUCUAAUGGUUUUACAGAGUAGUUAUAACAGUGGGAUAGUUGUGGAAUUGGAAUUUGAAACCCAAAUGAUGAGCUUAGCCACUUAGAAUAUUAAUUGUAUGGUUUUUACAUUCCAUAAGGAGUUAGAAAAGGUGCUGGCAUAUUGAGGUCUAAAAUUAGGCCACUUAGCAGGAGCCUGCUCCUUAUGUGAGUGAAAUAUUUUAUUUUUGCACUUUGAGUUAUAUUGCCACCCUUGUAUAAGCUGCAGAGGACCCUAAAUGGAUUGGGCAGGAAAGGAAUAUUAUGCAAACAAGUUUUAGCCAGCGCUGAAUGACCCCCAGUUGGAGUCUCUCUGAACAUUAUUUUUUAAUUUCUCCCCUGAGAAAUGGCACAAGGCAAUUCAUUUUAUUAUGCUUUUAAAUCUCAUACUUCAGAAUCUUAUAAUAUCUUAAAUUGUUGAUUCUAUUACAUGCUAGGGACAAAAAUGCCAAUAUUUCAUCUAAGGACAUUGCGUGAUUAUAAAGGAGUUUGACCCUUGAUGUUAAAAGAUCUGGCACUGUCAUUUUUUUCCCAAAUGACAGUACAGGACCUAAUUUAGCUAGGGAGGUCACUAAUGUUGGCUUUUGGAAGAAUGUUUGGAAAAAUAUCUCCGGCAACGUUAAGUCAAGAAUGUUAAGAAGCUGUUUAAUGCUAAAAUUUCCUACCAUCAAUCUUUUUCCUUCAUAUGGAUUCUGUUCUAUAGAACAAAAUAGAAAAAAAUAAACUGCAACUAAUUUGCAAAGCUGUUGACAUUUAGAGUGCCUAACAGCAAACUGCAGUGAGGAUUAUAAAAUAACUUCAGAGCCUUGCACUUGUCAAAUCUGUUUUGAGGAAAAGAUAAGCUAGACUUAUAGUUUAUUGUUAUAACUAUUGCAAGGCAGUGUUUACAUAAAUCAAUCAUCUCCAAGUCUCUUUCUUGGAAAACUUUGAGACAAUUUUUUUUUUGUUUUUUUUCUUAAUAAGAAACUUAUAUGUCAGUUGUUUUCUGUUUGUACAGAAAUUUCCAGAUUUUUGUCUUUGUAUUUUUUUUUCUUGUUAAAAUCUAGACUAUAAUGAAGGUACUAUUUACAUUUACACGUUGGGUGUGAAUGUGGCUAGGUAGAGAAGGUAUAUGACUUAGAUCUACAUAUAUUUCGACCUUGUACUAGGUUCUACAGUUGCAGACUUGUGAGAGAGAGGCUUAUAUCAUUAAACACUGAGACCUCAGUAUAGAAAGAGCCAAGAAAGUUUUUGGUUUGGGAUACAAAAUGAAGGUUAUAUUAAAAGUCUUUGAUGCAUUUUCUAGGUUCCUGGGGACAACGUGGCUGGCUUCCCUCCCUUUCCUUUCCUCUUUUUCUCUCCCUCCUCCCCUGCACCCCACCCUCUUUCAUUCUUUUAAGUCCAUGCUGGGCAGUGUUAUUGAAGGGCAAUUGAAAUUUGUUGGGGAGUAGGAUGUUUUGAAGAGGGGAAGUUUGCUGUUAUCACCAAGCAAUUUGGGAGGAACUUUUUUGCAAUGCUGCAGAAUUCUUAACAUGCCUAUCCUCUUCAUAGUUCUCUGUGGCCAGAAUUGCUUGGGUAAAAAUACAACUUCCAUAUGUUGGGUCAGUUUAUUAUUAGUAUCCUUUUAAAUCAGCAAUGAGCUUAGCCUUAGAAUCAGUCAGUUAUUAAAUGUGGACUGUUGACACGAAAAACCCACUGACUGAGAGACCUGUUCAUUGUGUAACUGAUGCUGCAAGUGGCAUUCUUCUCUACCCUGUACCUGCCUGAUUGUUGUUACUUAGAAUCCCUAAAAUCUGUAAUUCAUAAAUGGAGAACAGAGGAGCGAAAUGCUGUCAUAGCUGGUAUGAAAAGGUCUGUUUUAGGGACAUCUCUUUGGAAAGUGUUGUUUAUACAUUCAAAGAUUAUAUUCGUAACAUUAACCUGCUUUGACUGGAUCCAACAAAAGGCAAUCUCAUCAUUAGUUUCAUAGUAUACUUUUUUAAGGAUUCUAAUUCCAAAAUGCUUGAGAAAAUUAACUAUAUUCUUGUUUUAAAUACUUGGAUCUAAUAAAUUUAAUUCUUUGAUAGUCUUUUUGUAGACUUAGGUUAUUCCUUACCAAAAGUAAUCUUAGUAAUAAUUCUUUAAGGUAUUCAGGCAUGUGAGACAAGAAGGCUCCCUUAAGAAUAGAUCAAUAGCUUUCUUAAACAGUAUUGGUUUCAUUGAGAUAGCUACAAAGCCAGCAAAGCAUGUCAGUUUUAAUGCCAACUUUACUUGGCACUUAAGACAGCUUGCAUUUGUAAAACGUUUAGUCCAAAUUACCCCUCUACCUCUAUAGAGGAGAACUGUUGGUAACACCAAAAGUUAGGCUGCUUCAGAUGACCAGUGAAAAAGGAAAGAGGUUGAGAGUCUUUUUCUCUCUCUGUCUUUGAAUGUCUUUGAAUAACUGAAAUUACUAUGGAAGUAGGUUUUGGUCCCCUUCUUGCCUACCCCUCACCACCCAGCAAAUGCCACCAAUUUCAAGUAACUAAAAUGUGGCUUAUUACUUUGCAUCAAGUUCAAUACAAAAUGCCUGUGAAAUCUGUAAGCCAUAAUUCAGCUACCAAUAAAGUUGAUUUUUAGACUAUGUUCCACCCUAAAUUAACCAAAGGACUUUUUACUCAGAGUACUCCAUGUUUAAGCAUAAAGAAGCUUUGUGCCUGAUAAGGAGAGAGAAGGAGGGCUCUGUUAAUUUCAUUGUUAUUUCAGUCUGUUUCAAUCUGAACUACUGGGUUGUCUGAAUAUAACCAAGAAAUGUUAUCAGUAAUGUCCUCUUAAAAAUGCUUAAUUUUAAUAAUUUUUUAUUCAGAGAAUCUAUGGAUUAUUAGGACAGUUGAAGUAUUUCUGAUAUGAAACAAAGUAAGUGGAAACUAGUACAUAAUGAGGGAAGCAAAAUUAGUUUGAAUUAAAGUGGGCAUGUUUUAUUUCAAGAAUUCUACCUAAUUGUGUCCCUCUCUACAGAGAAACUAGUAUUACUUGAAGAUGUGAAAGUUCCUGUAGUAGCCAUACCUUAAAGCACAGUAUUGUAUAUAAGUAAAU
Molecule: messenger RNA, 5687 nt
Organism: Pteronotus mesoamericanus
Lineage: Eukaryota; Metazoa; Chordata; Mammalia; Chiroptera; Mormoopidae
Gene: SAMD8
Product: sterile alpha motif domain containing 8
Exons: 6
Coding region: 13-1449 (478 amino acids)
Biological process (GO): ceramide biosynthetic process
Cellular component (GO): plasma membrane; endoplasmic reticulum membrane; Golgi membrane
Molecular function (GO): ceramide cholinephosphotransferase activity; sphingomyelin synthase activity; protein binding
Source: RefSeq, a predicted model, not a curated record